GAUAUUUCGUGUGACGUCACAAACGGAAGCGGCCGCCAUUUUGAAGGCUUCCCCCAGAUGAUUCAUCGACACGUUUCAGUUACUGUACUAUUUUUAGCAAAUAUGGUGAUUAAGUGUUCUAUAUUUGGCUGUGUAAAUAGGAAAGACAGAGAGAAUGACCUACAUUAUUAUCGUAUACCUAAGGUGAUCACGAGGCAAGGGUUAGAAUGUGAGAAAUUAAGUUCUGAUCGGCAACGCGUAUGGCUUGCAAGAAUAGGACAGGACUUCACAAACAAAAACAUGGAUAAUGUCCGUGUAUGUUCAGCUCAUUUCGUCAGCGGUGAGAAAGCCUAUUUGCAUGACCAUUUGAAUCCUGACUGGGCACCAAGUGUGAAUUUGGGUGGUAGGCCUGCCAGUACACCUGUCAACACAAAUAGAUUUCAGCGCCAGGUUUCAAGGAAAAGGCGUCUGGUUGAAUUUGAACUUCCUGAGGAGACAAACUUAGUUGACGACCAUGUGUAUAGUAAGGCUAUUGAACAUGUAGAUGUAGAGGAAGAAAACACAGGUGUUUCAGUUCAAACUGAUUUAGACGCCCCUUUAAUGCAUGCCCAUUUUGAGGAAAUACAAAAGUUAAGAAGUGAGAAAUGUGAACUUGAGUUAACAGUUAAUUCAUUGGAUAAGUUUGAUGUUGAAUUCUUCAGGGGCAAUGAUGACAGGGUGAAACAUUUAACUGGAUUACCAUCAUUUUUGAUGAUACAACUUUUGUUUGAAUUUAUAGAACCUUAUUUACCAAAUUGUGUUGUUCUGAGCAAAUUCAAGCUGAUGACAAUGACAUUAAUGAAAUUACGAAUGAACCUGUCAAACAUAUUCUUAAGUUAUGUUUUCGGAAUAAAUCAAUCGUCUGUUUCAAGAUUGUUCAUAAAAACCAUUGAUGUGAUGUUUAAAAGAAUGAAAAAACUUAUUAAGUGGCCAGAAAGAGAAACACUUAGGAAAACAAUGCCAAUGGAAUUCCGUAAAUACUUUGGGAAUAAAUGUGCCGUGAUUAUUGAUUGUUUCAAGGUAUUUAUAGAAAAACCGACAGGACUGAAAGCCCGUGCACAAACCUGGUCAUCUUACAAACACCACCAUACCAUCAAAUAUUUAAUCGGGAUCACGCCACAGGGUAGUGUUUCGUACAUUUCGGAUGGAUGGGGUGGAAGGGUUAGUGACAAGCACAUUACCGAAAAUAGUGGUUUUUUAAGUAAAUUGUUACCAGGUGACCUUGUGCUGGCUGAUCGUGGUUUUGAUGUGAAGGAAAGUGUAGGGUCUGUCUGUGCGGAGGUGAAAAUACCUGCUUUUACCAAAGGAAAGGACCAACUAUCAGCGUUGGACAUUGAGUCAACAAGAAAACUGGCCCACUGCCGAAUUCAUGUAGAAAGAGUUAUUGGGUCUGUACGACAAAAAUAUACUAUUUUAAAUGGUUGUUUACCUAUCAAUUUUUUAAUGACAAAGGACAGUGAGGGUAUAACCACUAUGGAUAAAGUAGUAACUGUGGCUUGUGGAUUGGUAAAUCUAUGUGAUUCCGUAGUGGAUUUUAACUAAAAAUGGAGAACAUAUUGUAUAUUUUUCUUAUAUGCUUGACUUAAUUCUUCAUUGUUGUCAAUGUAUAUCAUGAUAUGCUUAUUAAAAGUUACAAAGUGCAACAAAAUCAACAAGUUUUAAAUUUUUUCAGGACAUUUAAUAAGUAGCAAACA
Molecule: messenger RNA, 1712 nt
Organism: Ruditapes philippinarum (Manila clam)
Lineage: Eukaryota; Metazoa; Mollusca; Bivalvia; Venerida; Veneridae
Exons: 2
Coding region: 58-1560 (500 amino acids)
Source: RefSeq, a predicted model, not a curated record